Messenger RNA from Purpureocillium lilacinum, 1590 nucleotides. RefSeq lists its product as uncharacterized. The record is from RefSeq and is a predicted model, not a curated record. Lineage: Eukaryota; Fungi; Ascomycota; Sordariomycetes; Hypocreales; Ophiocordycipitaceae.
AUGGCCCGUCUGGCCAGCCUAACAAGAGCGGCGCUCGUCGUCGUCGUACUACCGUCAUGGCUGCUCGCCGCCGCCGCCGCCGCCGCCGCCACAGGCUUGCUGGUAUCGCCCGGCUCGCCGUGCGUGGAACUCUGCGCCAACGAUACCGCGCUGGGGCGGAAUGCGUCCACGACGACAGUGCCAAGAAGGCUGGAUAUUCCUUGCGAGGACCGACAGAUGGGAAAUGGCGGAGGGGGAAACAAGCAGCUGGAAAGGGAGCAGCAGCAACAGGCCGUGGGAGCGCAGUUCCGGCAGUGCGUGGCGUGCCUCGAGAAGAGCGCGUUCGAGCAGGGCGGCGAGAGCGACCAGCAGUGGUUCGUGUACAACAUGCGCUACGCAAUCGACUUCUGCAUCUUCGGCUACCCCAACGGCACCGGCGGCGCGGGCUCCAACCCGUGCCUGACGUCCGAGGCGUGCGGGCGGCUGGCGCGCGCGCUCGAGGGCGGCAUCCCCGUCGUCGGCGACCGCGCCAGGGCGUCGACGGACACGUACUCGUACUGCGAGGCCGAGAGGGGCGUAUGGAAGAGCCGCUACUUUGACGCCUGCGUGCAGUGCGUGAAGGCGGAUGGGAGGCAUCGCUAUCUGACCAACUUCCUCAUCGCCCUCGACGCAGCCUGCAAGCAGAAGCCCUCGCGCGGCCUCGUCCUCGGCCUCAACGACACCGUCUUCGCCAACACCACCGUCUCGCCCGCGCAGCCCUCCCCGCCCACGUCCCCGCGCCGGCCCUCGCCAGCCGCCCCGGACGACAACGACGGCGCGCUCCUCUCCGGGGGCGCCAUCGCCGGCAUCAUCGUCGGCGUGCUCGCCCUCGUCGCCCUCGCCGCAGGCUGCGUCUUUGUGUGCUGCCGCCGCAGACGCAAGAACCGCAGGAUCAAGAAGCUGGCCACGCCAUCCCCACCGCCAUCUUCAUCGUCGCCGCUCCCGUUGCAGUGGCAUUCGCCGGCGCCGGCGGCUGGGCCGUCGGGGCGUGAGGAGGGCGUGAUGGCGGGGACGGCUGCUCAGGGGUCAGGGGCGGUAGGAGGGGAGCAUGGAGAGGAGGUGGACUAUGAUGGCCGCUUCUUCGGCAAUGACAAGACAAAAAGGGUGGCGCAGGCGACGUUUUCGCCCGUCGCCAACUCCAAGCCCAUCGCGAUAUGGCCUGCGCGCCCCGCGCCGGAGCCUCCUCAGGGACACAGCAAAGGCACCCCCUUACCCUCCAUCGAGACUGAGUCUCUCCCCGUCGACGCCUCGCCAGACGGCGCCGUCUCCGCGGUCUCGACCUUCUCCAACGUACCCCUGCUGAGCAACCCGCCGUAUAAGCCCACGGGUUCCCCGGCUGUCGGCUCGAGCCCCAUCUUCGCCACGGGGCGCAAGUCGCCCGUGCCGAAGGGCCAGUCGGGCCUCCCGCGGAGCGUUCAACAACAUCACGACCAUCAACAGCUGCAGCAACAGUGGCAGCAGCAGCAAGGGCAAGGGAAACGCAAGAAGAAGAAGCGCAGGGGCAGCAGCGUGAGCUCACCUUACGAGACGACCAAGAUCCAGACCGAGUUUGCGCCGCCGCCCAAAGGGUGA